UACACCCUCUCUCUCUCUCUCUCUCAAAUAUUCAAUUUCUCUCUCAUUCACGAGAGAGAAAAGCCAUCCGCAGCAAACAAACAGCCCUUUGUCACUCUUCACUGCCAAAAUUCUAACCCUUCCCCUUUUCUGGUUGAUUUCCAAGAAUCACAGGUUUUGCAAUAAUAAAAAAAAGUGAUAUUUUUCUUGAUUUCUGCUGAUAUUUGAAGAUGGAGAGAGAUUUCAUGGGCUUGUCUGUGAAACAGGAGCUUCCUGAUGAAAUAAUUGAUGCUGAAAAGCAAUGCUGUUGAGAAGCAAGGUGGGGUCCGUUACACGGUGACAAAUUACCCGACUCAGCACAGAGAUGCACACAACAUCCGUCGUCCAAUCACCACUUCACCGGGUGUGGCUCACCACCAGCCCUACGCUCCUCCCAUGGCCGUUGUCCCAAUGGCCAAGCCCUCCAACAGCGCUGUCGUUGGAACCACUGAUUUCAGGAACUCACCCAAGAUCUCCAACGCGCCGGCUCAGUUGACCAUCUUCUACAACGGCUCAAUCUGUGUCUUCGACAACAUUUCCCCCGAGAAGGCUCAAGCUAUUAUGCUAUUAGCUGGAAAUGCACCACCGGUGACUCCUAAGGCCACCCCUUCCGCAUCUCACAUUCAGGCGGCCAUUCCUAGAUCUUCAGUUCCCGAGAGGCUAACCAUAAGCCAGCCCUAUGCAACCACGCCACGCCUUUCCAGCCCCGUCCCAGUGACCCCUAUUAGCACCUCCCCGGCUCUGGGAUGGGCUGCUCUUAGGACUGAGGCGAGCGCUGCUAGGCCAUCUGGAUCUCGUAUGUCACCUCCUAUCAAUGCUGAGCCUCUGAAAACAGUUACUCCUCCAGGAUCUGUAAGCUUCAUAUCAGCAGACACUGUGCCUCAGUUUCGCAGAAAAUCUCUAGCCCGGUUCUUGGAGAAGCGCAAGGAGAGGGUGAUCAGUGCUUCACCUUAUGGUGACUGUCAGUCUGGGGAUUACGGGGCGGCCGGAUCAGGCGGGACGAGCUUGUCGAUGAACUCGUCGGGGUCUUGUCCAGUACCAGCAGCCAAUUGAGGGGAUGGUUUUAGCAGAAGCUGCAAAUAAGUUAUAGAGAUAAUUAAGAUGCAAGAUCAAAAAGAAUUCCAGUUUCAGCUUGUGUUAUACCUUUGUUUAUUAGUAUGAAUUUAUAUAUUCUGUUUUUUGUCUGUUAAACAUUGCUGUAGUCUUGUAGUUACAUUUUUUUGCUGAAUUGUUUAAAGAUUGUAGUAGUGUUAUAAUCAGAAUCACAUUGUAUAAAUCUUAAAGUUUUGCAACAAAAAUGGAAGAAUUAUUAUUAUCA
Messenger RNA from Salvia splendens (bonfire salvia), 1336 nucleotides. RefSeq names its product protein TIFY 6B-like. Gene Ontology annotation, biological process: regulation of defense response; response to wounding; regulation of jasmonic acid mediated signaling pathway. The transcript has 6 exons. The coding region runs from base 268 to 1071 and encodes 267 amino acids. Gene Ontology annotation, cellular component: nucleus. The record is from RefSeq and is a predicted model, not a curated record. NCBI's taxonomy places the organism in Eukaryota, Viridiplantae, Streptophyta, Magnoliopsida, Lamiales, Lamiaceae.